AUGCAUCACGCUUACAUUGUACAUUAUCUUCCACAGCAAAACUCGAAUGAACACCGUGGGUCUACUUCCAUGGGUCUUAAAAUGGAAAGAUACAUCAGAGAUCUUCAAUCAAAUAUUGUGCGUGAAAUCGAAGCUCUUGACGGCAAGAAGUUUCUCGUUGAUAGCUGGACUCGUAAGGAAGGUGGAGGGGGGACAUCGUGUAUCCUUCAAAACGGUAGCGUAUUCGAAAAAGCUGGCGUUAAUAUCUCCGUUGUGCACGGGACGCUGCCAACUGCUGCUGUGAUGCAGAUGAAGUCAAGGCAUAAAGAAUUAGAUGCAAGUAAACCACAAAAAUUCUUUGCUGCUGGAAUAUCUAUUGUUAUGCAUCCGCACAACCCAAUGGUUCCAACAGUGCAUAUGAACUAUCGAUAUUUUGAACUCAAAGAUGAGGAAACAGGGAGAGCUAAGAUUUGGUGGUUUGGCGGCGGAUCUGAUUUAACGCCAUCAUACUUUUUCGAGGAGGAUGCCAUCCAUUUUCAUAAGACACUGAAGUCUGCUUGUGAUGAGCAUGAUAAAGAGUUCUAUCCUCGAUUCAAGAAAUGGUGCGACAAGUAUUUUUAUCUCCAGCAUCGUCAGGAGGCACGCGGUAUUGGUGGGAUUUUCUUUGACGAUCUAGACGAUAGACCAGCCGAGAAAUUGUUCGAAUUCAUCAAAGAUUGCGGGAAUUCAUUUCUUCCAUCAUACGUCCCGUUGGUGAAGAAGAGGAUGAACGCGAAGUUUGCUGAGAGUGAGAAGAGGUGGCAACAAUUGAGGAGAGGCAGAUAUGUGGAGUUUAAUCUGAUAUGGGAUAGGGGAACUAAAUUCGGGUUGCAAACGCCAGGAGCGAGGAUUGAGAGUAUUCUAAUGUCCUUGCCAUUGACUGCUCGGUGGGAGUAUAUGCAUUCCCCGGUGGUAGGAAGUAAAGAACAAGCUAUAUUGGAUGUAUUAAAAAACCCCAGAGACUGGGCAUGA
This is a messenger RNA of Paraglomus brasilianum, 990 nucleotides long. NCBI's taxonomy places the organism in Eukaryota, Fungi, Glomeromycota, Glomeromycetes, Paraglomerales, Paraglomeraceae. The record is from the annotation of a GenBank genome assembly.